This is a messenger RNA of Parastagonospora nodorum SN15, 1149 nucleotides long. RefSeq lists its product as hypothetical. The record is from RefSeq and is a predicted model, not a curated record. Lineage: Eukaryota; Fungi; Ascomycota; Dothideomycetes; Pleosporales; Phaeosphaeriaceae. Gene Ontology annotation, molecular function: 3-beta-hydroxy-Delta5-steroid dehydrogenase (NAD+) activity. Gene Ontology annotation, biological process: steroid biosynthetic process. Bases 1 to 1116 code for a protein of 371 amino acids. The transcript is spliced from 2 exons.
AUGUCGCAAUCACAAGGCCCAGCAUCACUAGGCAAGGUGGUUGUUGUCGGCGGCUGCGGCUUUCUGGGCAGCCACAUCGUCAAGUACAUCGUGGAGCGUCACCCGCAGACACAGGUCGAGGUGCUCGACCUACGAACCAACUCGAACCGCAAUGGCAGCCCCAACGUAUCGUACCAUGACGGCGACAUCACCGACCUGGCGGCCAUGACGGCCCUCUUCUCCAAGCUCCGGCCCGACGCAGUCAUCCACACGGCCUCGCCGCACUUCAACCUGAAGCCUGAGAUCCACGACAAGGUCAAUGUUGGAGGCACCAAGAAUCUGGUCAAGGCGGCGCAGGACACAGGCGUGAAGGCUUUCGUCUACACAAGCUCGGCCAGCGUCAUUCUCAGUGCCACGGAGCCAUUGGUCAACGCGGACGAGCGGUGGCCGAUUGUCGCGGGCGAUGCGCAGCCCGAGUACUACACCACCACCAAGGCAUACGCUGAGACGGCGGUGCUCGCAGCAAACCGCACGCCCGAGACGUUCCUCACGUGCGCGAUCCGGCCCGCUGGCAUCAUCGGCGAGGGCGACGUCCAAGUGCUGCCGAAGAUGGUGACGGCGUACCGCAAGGGGCAGACCAAGUUCCAGAUCGGCGACAACAACAACCUGUUCGACUUUACAUACGUGGGCAACAUUGCACACGGCCACGUGCUUGCUCUCAUCGCGCUGCUCCAGACACACAAGCUGAUGCCGACGCUGCCGCUGGACACGGAGCGCGUCGACGGCGAGGCCUUCUUCAUCACCAACGGCGAGCCCGUCUACUUCUGGGACUUUGCGCGCGCCGUCUGGCACGAGGCAGGCGACCGCCUGCCACUGUCGAGCGUGUGGCAUCUGAGCGCGGACACGGCGUGGGCCAUUGGCACCGUCCUGGAGUGGGGCUUUUGGCUCGUGGGGAAGACGCCCAACCUGACGCGGGCCCAGGUGCGCUACAGCUCCAUGUCCAAGUACCACAACAUCAACAAGGCGCGGACGCGGCUGGGCUACGAGCCCAUUGUCACUCUGGGCGAGGGCAUCCGGCGCGGCGUGCAGCACAUUCUGGCGCAGGAGGCGAAGGAGAGCCAGAAGAAGGGGCAGUAAGUCGAGUCGGCUUGAUGCUUAUACAUGCUGUAG